AUGCGCGUUGGGCUGGCCCCACGCAAGCGUGCGCGUGCCUUAGGCGGCUCACGAGCGCUGAGGAGCUCUCUUUCCUUUCGCGGUUCUGUCGCCAUCGCUCCUCGCCGCUCCGUUGCGUUGGCCACUCUCACCGGAAGUCCCCCCUCCUCCUCCCGUGCCGCGACGCAUCCUCGCUUCCACGCCCAUUCUGUUCCACGCGAGCGGCGCCAUCCAUCCCUCGGAUGCAGUGCCGGCCUUUCACGCCCAGCGCCUGCCACCGCCGGGGCAGCGGCGCGCUCUGGCCGUUCGGCGGAAUGCCGACCCGGAUGCCGGUUCGUAAACCGUUACGGUGACCAUCGCGAAGCUGGUUCGGGCUCACAGACCAAGCUUGGGACGCGUUCUGACGCGUCUUUGUGUGUGCUGGUGGUCUUUCGGCCGCGUCAAUCCCUGGACAUGGAAACGCCACGCAUUCAAAAAGAAACAGUUGGUGGAGAUUUGCAGAUAUCCGAAGGGCGAGAUGUUCAUGGGGAGAUCAUACCGAAAGGUGGGCGUGAUCGAGAGGAAUCAUCUGCGUCUCGGUCAGCCUGUGGCGGGGCGGGCGAUCUUUGUAAACCGGGGUGGCGUGUGAGGCUUGGCAAUGGCCCUUGGUUCGGAUGCUUGCACAGGACGGUGACGACGCGCAUGGCGAUGCGGCGACGGCGAGCUUGAGCAGCUGGCGCUGGAGCUGGAGGCAGAGAGGCUGGUGUUGUGCUGGCUGACAUUGCAGGGCGGUCUCUGCCGGGGGCAAGCUGCCGGCGCUACCGCCGGAGGCGAAUAAGCCGCAGCGGAAUGUAAGAGUAGAAGUAGACAGAGAGAUCCGGAGAGGCAAAGAUAAGAAAAUCCACAACCCUGGAAUGUUGGGUGAUAGGUCGGAUGGGAGUGGUAUAUUUAUACUUGAAAUUAUAACCGUUUGAAAACAUAGCUGUCGAAAAAUUGCCGUUUGAAUUAUAAUAGUCAUAUAAAUGGAGUGAUGAUUC
Molecule: messenger RNA, 995 nt
Organism: Triticum aestivum (bread wheat)
Lineage: Eukaryota; Viridiplantae; Streptophyta; Magnoliopsida; Poales; Poaceae
Exons: 3
Coding region: 1-687 (228 amino acids)
Source: RefSeq, a predicted model, not a curated record